AUGUCUGAUGAAGAAGCAUUAUUGAAUUUGUUCACUAGAAUGGAUACAAGUGGUGAUGGUAUACUUUCAAUAGAAGAAUUAAAAAAAGGAUUACGAUCAUCAGGAGCUACAGAGAAUGUAGUAAACAAAAUUAUAGAAAAGCUUGAUUCAAAUUCUGACAAUAGUGUUACAUAUCAAGAAUAUAUAAAAGCUAUACGUCAUGGAGUUAACUAA
Messenger RNA from Schistosoma spindalis, 213 nucleotides. Lineage: Eukaryota; Metazoa; Platyhelminthes; Trematoda; Strigeidida; Schistosomatidae. The record is from the annotation of a GenBank genome assembly.